This is a messenger RNA of Osmia lignaria (orchard mason bee), 3652 nucleotides long. It is a transcript of the gene Hydr2, whose product is annotated as abhydrolase domain-containing protein 2. Lineage: Eukaryota; Metazoa; Arthropoda; Insecta; Hymenoptera; Megachilidae. Gene Ontology annotation, cellular component: sperm flagellum; sperm plasma membrane. The record is from RefSeq and is a predicted model, not a curated record. Gene Ontology annotation, molecular function: acetylesterase activity; monoacylglycerol lipase activity. Gene Ontology annotation, biological process: acylglycerol catabolic process; medium-chain fatty acid biosynthetic process; steroid hormone receptor signaling pathway.
CAGAUGGAGGUUCCGCGAACUUAACUAUUGAUAGGCACGCGCAAAUCGACCGUCAAGAAGUGCCGGUAAAACAAAUGCGAAAUAGUCGCAUACAGUCCUUGCCGCGAGAAUCACGUUCUCUUCGUAUCAGCAAAUCAGAAACCUUCGAGCGUAUAUACUCGUUGCUUCGUGCGAUUCAACGCGAACAGUCGAACUUUCUUUUCAGAGCGUCGGUACGUCGACGUAAAAUAUCCAACGAAAAUAGAAUUUUUGUGACAUAACACAUAGCAAAGGGAGAAAAAAAAUGUCUACGGCAUUGUUAGCCGUAUUUGCCGUGAUCCUGUGCAUCCUGUUCAGGAUAUUAAACGUAAACAGUUCGCCGCAGAAGCCAUUGAUCAUUUGUCAGGAUCAAUCGUUUCUCACGACGAUUCUCAAAAUUGCACCUGUCAUAGGAGAACCGUAUAAACCAACAAGGUUAUGGGGUUUCAGUGGCCACGUACAAACCAUCGUUCACAGUGUUAUUGGCCGCGUCCGUUGCCCUUGGCCGAUUGGUGAACGAGUGUACAUCGCACUUCCGGAUGAGACCACUCUCACCUACGAUCUUUAUCAGCCUCUAACCAACGAUUACGAAGAUGAUGUCACGAUUGCCAUUUGUCCUGGGAUCUGCAACAGUUCUGAAAGUGUUUACAUAAGAACCUUCGUACACUUUGUGCAAUGCCAUGGGUAUAGAUGUGCAGUACUUAAUUACGUCGGUGUUCUGUCCAGUGUAAAAGUUACUGCGCCACGAAUUUUUACAUAUGGACACACUGACGAUUACCACACGAUGAUACAGAGUUUGGUGGAAAAGCAUCCGAACACAAAAAUAAUUUGCAUUGGAUUUAGCUUGGGCGGUAAUCUCGUCACUAAGUAUUUAGGGGAACGAGGAUCGAAUAAAAUAUCCAACAUAAUCGGUGGCAUAUCUAUUUGCCAAGGAUAUAAUGCCCUUGAAGGUACAAAGUUCCUGCUCAACUGGCAAAACUUCAGACGCUUCUAUCUCUACAUUAUGUCGGAAUCGGUGAAGAAUAUUAUUUUAAAGCAUAAGAAUAUUUUGUUGUCGGAUGAAGUUAAACAAAAGUACAAUUUAAAUGAACGGGAUAUCAUUUCCGCUGCUACGUUACCGGAACUCGAUGAAGCUUACACGAGGAAGGUACAUAACUUUAGAUCUGUAAAGGAAAUGUACAAAUGGAGUAGCUGCCUUUUCUAUUUGGAUAACGUUACUACACCCAUGGUAUUCAUCAACGCGUUGGAUGACCCCAUUGUACCUGAAAUGUUGUUAGAGCCCAUAAAGGAACAUGCGAAAAACCACCCUAAUACGGUGUACAUAGAAUUAGCCCAUGGUGGACAUCUGGGAUUCUACGAAGGUGGUCUUCUCUAUCCAAACCCCAUCACAUGGUUAGACCGUACAUUGGUCUCCCUCGUUGGAUCUCUGACGUUAGCGCACGCAGAUAAAUCACUGAAAGCCUCUUAACCUGAUUUCACUUCAUCGUCAUAAUUACUUCCUAAGUAAAACGUUCAGCCGUCAAUCGGUGUGGUACAUGAUCCUACAGUCUUGUUAUAAGAUCUUGAUCAUGGUUCGAAUACCAAGAAAGUAACUGCACGAUAAAUAUGAGAUUCUAGUGUAGAUCGUCUCAGGAUUCGUGAGACGGUGUACAUUGCAAUCGCGGAUUUAAGCAAAGAGAAAAUAGAUUGAACGGUGGACAAUAUUUCAUGAAGCUGUCUCGACAAAAUUAAUAGUUUUGACGAAUGAACCGGAGAGAAUCAUCUUUACACAACAGAAACACUUCGACGAUGAUUUAUUUAUCUUAUGUCCUGAUCAUUGACGCUUUUCACUCAGGGAUCUUUGAUAGGGCAAUUUGAUAAGGGAAUGCUGGAACGUAGAAGUCAUAGAAAAAUCGUAGAGAAAAACUGGACUAAUUGAUCGGAUUAAUAAAAAAACGAUAGGAAUUCCCGCUUCUUCUUUACAGACUGAGAAAAAUUAAAAGAUGAUUGAUUUUUUAACGAGAAGACGUCUUAUUAAAUUAAUAAAAUACCACACUUACAGUAUUUCUACUGCUAUUAAUAGCAUUAAUGAUUUAUAAUUAAAUUUUCUUUUUAAAUUUAACUUUCUGAACCAUGAUGUAUUAUUAAUAGCAAUGAAGAUUGUAAGUUACAAAUUUAAAAAAGCGGAAAAGAGAAUAUAGAAUUCGUUCUCUCCAGAAAAAUUAGGGUUUACAUAUCCUGUGUUCAAUGAUAUAGGACAAGCAUUAAUUCAUAUUUAAUUUAUUGUGUGAGUAGAACAGUAGCACUAACUUUAUUAACAUGGAAAACAUAUACAUAAAGAAUAUAUUUUUUCUACGGUUAUAUUACUUAGCAUAUGUAAAUUUUGUUCAUCUUCUUUCAAAUCAAUUAAAUUUAAUAUAUAUUUCGACAUAUAUACAUAUUGAUUGAUUGAUUGAUUGAUUAACUGAUUGAGUAUGUAUAUGUAUUUCCUUGUUAAUGAAGUUUAUACACAAAGCAUUUAAAGUUGAAAUGAAGUUAAUAUAUAUUUUGUUUCAAGCUGACUCGAGCGAUACCACAAUGAGUUAUUUGUACAACAUUAUCUCUCUAAUAUAACAUUGAUGUUUUUAAAAAUCAGAAAAUUUAAGACUUUGUUUCACUUUUAAUCAUUGUGACAAAAGAUACAAAAUGUUGUGGUCCAAUUACAAUAUUAUUAUUAAACUCAUUAAGUGGUUUCCAUACAAUCGAUGUGACUUAAUUGUAACGAUAAGAUAAAUCAUCGAAAUAUCCCAAAUACUUUGAAACGUAAACUAGCUUUCUAUAAAUAUUGUUCAAUUAUCGCGUACGAAUAUCCCCCAUGAAAAUGCAUAUAAAGACAAUAAUAUCGCAACUAUACGUUUUCUUUUUGCAACGAACAGUUACUUAAUAUUUUAGUUAUCGGAUUUAAGUUAUUUAUUCGUAGGGUAAAUUCUGCGUAGGUGCAACUAAUAGUUAGUUAAGUUUCCCUGAAUAACGAUCGUCUCGUUAUUAAUCAGCAUAUUUUCAGACUGUCGUAUAUUUAACAUUGUAUAUAAAGUUACGAACAAUUUAUAUGUGUGGUAACUUACGGAUAUUUAUAUAUUAAUGUACAAUGUAAGAGAAGAACGGAAUUAAACGAAUGAUUGCAAACGACAGAAAAGAAUUUACUACACGCGCACAUUACAAAGUUUUGUGAAUUUAGACAACUUUUUGUACCAAUUUUCUUUGCAAUACUACUGUCGUUUAGGGUGCUUGUUUUUGAGUGACAGAAAAUGUGUUUAUUUCUAUUCUAUCGACCAAUAAUUUCAUUUGAUAUAUGAACAAGUAUAGAAAAUCUAUACUUAAACGUGUACCCCAUAAUGUAUGUUUGUGUAAACAUGAGGUGCUUAAAGCAGAAAGUGCCUUAGAUUCAGUUCUGCUAUCACAUUCAUCGGAAAUCAAACAUCUGUUUGAACCAUAGUUUGUAAAAUUAUUUUUUCAUUGAUUGUACGCAACUGAUAGAUUAGAAAUAGAUUGUUGUUGUAAGCAUUUUUGUAUUCUAUCCAAUGAAGGGUUUGUUACUUCCAAGCAAUUGUAUUUUGUAACAAAUAAGUUGUCUGCACUGAAAAUAAAUUUUCUCCUUGGAUGGGUACAUGAACAA